AACGACCGUCCACACACUCCAUACACUACAAAACACUCAUUCUUCGUGGAGAGAAGAUAGUAUGUAAACAUUAAGGUCGUGAUCCAGUCCUCUGCGGUGGAACCUCACUCCUACGUAUACAUAUUUAGGCCUUACCAGUUCCAUUGGGAUUCAUUAUUGUGGCCAAGUGCAUUCCAUCAGUGUGUUCGUGGCACUCGUCAAAGCACGAAAGUGAUGAAGUUUGACCCUCAUUGGCUUGUCUUCGAAAUACCGGAAAGUGCUCGAGCAAUCCUCAACCACGAUUGAAUUGAGAUUUGGCCUUGGGGUUGCUCUUGGCUGGGUUGGGAGCGUCUACUAUGCAAAUCGGCCUUGGAAAUGAGGCUUUUCUAACUUUUCGUUAUUGCUCAAUUUGCAUUCCGAGAAGAUGGAAUCCAAGCCGAAGAUCCUGAAUGAGAAUUCCCACGUUCUCGAGCAAUGGCUUCUAGAAGAGGCCAGCUUAGAGUGGCUGCAGCACAUCCUGUCACGAAAGCGGGGAAUGAGGAAUGUUUCGACAAGUUCACAGCCAGUGCAUUCCGGACAAAGGCUAUCAAGUUUGGCACACCAAGAGACUGAAGUGAGUGGUGGUGCUCCUGCCCCGCCAGAAAAUGUCUCGCAAUCUUUCUCCAAUGAGACGGACGAGAUCAGUGAGUCAGAGGAACGGGCCUUUCGUUCAGUGGUUCCCCGAAGUGCGCGCAAGUCCGUGACCAGUGACCUUUUCCACCAAUGGCUGUCCGCCCAUCAACCCAGGGGCGACAUCCGCAAGCAAACCAAAGAGAUAUCGGGGGUGAUUUCCUCGGCCUCGCUCAAAAAGAAGACUUCCUCGAGGGGUUCCAUUGAACAAAACGAUCGUCUCAUGGAACUUAUCUUGGACAUCUCCAACGAGUUGGACAUUGAUGUCUUGUGCCACAAGAUUGCCGUCAGUUUGAGCUCGUUGGCCAAAGCGGAUCGUUGCUCAAUGUUUUUGGCCCGAGGUCCAAGAGAGAACCGCUAUCUUGAGGCUAAGCUCUUUGAUGUCCAACCAACAACAACAUUGGACGAGGCCCUAGCCAGAGCCAACACGGAGAGAAUCUUUGUUAUCAUGGGCGAUGGAGUGGCGGGUCAAGUGGCUCUGACCAAGGAGCACAUCAUUAUCAACGAUGUUCAUGGAGACCAUAGAUUCAAGCCGGAGGUGGAUGAGAAACUCGGAUUUUCAACUUCCGCCGUUAUGUGCUUGCCUGUGUGCAAUUACGAGGGAGAAAUCAUUGGCGUGGUUCAACUAAUGAAUGAUAGGAAUCCGGGAUUCGAAACAAAAGAGUUCUCCGAGACAGACGUCAAGCUUAUGGAGAGAUACCUCACCUUUUGUGGCAUUGGAAUUCAAAACGCCCAAUUGUUUGAAGUCUCCAUUCUAGAAUACAAAAAAAAUCAGCUCCUUCUCUCUCUGGCCCGAAGUUUGUUCCAAGAGCAGAUGAGUUUGGAACGCCUCGUCUCCACUAUCAUCUCCGAAGCCAAGGACAUGUUGAAAUGCCAGCGAUGCACAGUCUAUCUCUUAGAUCUGAAGGCCUAUAAUGCGAUGGAGAGCUCUUUUUUCCAUGUUGGUCAUGCUGGACAAAGCCCCGGUGUGUCCCCCUCGACAUCUUCUAUUUCGGUUGAGCGAGCGAUCCCGCCUUCAUUUGGUGGGAUUGAAUUCAUCAUUCAAGCAUCUGGAAGCGAGAGCGAACUUCCACUCCUCCAAGCCCAAUCUGACUCGAAAGCACCCCAGAUCCUGGCUCAAGCUCUGGAGGAGAUUAGUUUCCAACAAGCUUGGGAAAUGGAGGGACAAGGAAUGAGGGUCUACACACAGCACGAUAAAGAGCUUCAGAUCUCACGAAGAAGCAAAAUCGCGAAAUAUGUGGCUUACACAAAAGAAGUACUCAAUUUGAAUGAUGUAGCCUCUUGGCUAGGAGAGGAACCGUUCGUGGAAACGGCUGGAUUCGUUCCUCUGAACAUGUUGUGUGUCCCAAUUUUCAACGGAAAUCGAGACGUUAUUGGCGUGGCACAACUAAUAAACAAGGAAAACAAUAAAAAGUUCGACGAGUCAGAAAUUAGCCUUUUCGAGGCCUUCGGGAUCUUCUGUGGGAUCGGCAUCCAUAACACCAAAGUGUAUGAAGGUGCUUGCAAGCUAAUGGCCAAGCAGAAAGUAGCAUUAGAUUGCUUGAGCUAUCAUGCUUCAGCCUCAGAUGGGGAUACGGAGUGGCUGGUCAAGGCAGAAAUCCCAUCAGCUCAAAAUUUUAAUCUGUUCAAAUACAACUUUGACGACACGCCCUUGCAGGACGAGGAGACCUUCAAGGUCACAAUUCGCAUGUUCAUGGAAUUUGGACUGAUCAACCAGUUCCAAAUACCUUACAAGGUGUUGUGCCAAUGGGUUUUGAGCGUGAAGAAGAACUAUCGUCCCGUCAAGUACCACAAUUGGCGCCAUGCGCUCAACGUUUGCCAAACCAUGUUCACGGUGCUCAAAACCGGCAAGAUGGAUCGCUUUAUGGAUGAUAUUGAGAUCUUUGGUUUAUUGGUGGCUUGCUUGUGCCACGACCUUGAUCAUAGAGGAACCAACAACGCUUUCCAAACCAAAAUGGACUCUCCGUUGGCUGUUCUCUAUUCCACUUCCACUAUGGAACAUCACCACUUUGAUCAAUGUGUUAUGAUUCUCAGCUCGGAAGGGAACAAUAUAUUUCAGGGCAUGAGUACCGACGACUACCGACAUGUGAUGAGAAUUUUGGAACAAGCCAUCCUCUCCACAGAUUUGGCUCUAUACUUUAGAAAGAAGGAUCUCUUCCUGGAAACUGCCAAUAAAGGAGAGAUUGAUUGGCAAGGCGAUAAGAAAGAGCUCUUGUGUGGGAUGUUAAUGACCGCCUGUGACGUUAGUGCCAUCGCCAAGCCUUGGGAGCUCCAACAUAAGAUGGCCAAGAGAGUGGCUGACGAAUUCUUUGAUCAAGGAGACAUGGAAAAGUUACGCCUCAACAUCCAACCGAUUGCCAUGAUGGAUCGAGAAAGGAAAGACGAGCUGCCAAAAAUGCAAGUCGAGUUCAUUGACGUUGUCUGCAAGCCUUUAUACACGUCGCUGUCUGAAUCCUUUCCAUGGAUUAAGCCUCUUUUGGAUGGAUGCAUUGACAAUCGCGAAAAAUGGGCGGAUCUCGCUGAAAAGGUUGAAAUGGGACUGACUUGGAUCGAUCACGAUACGAUUGAUAAGCCCAUAGAGGAGCUCGUCGCCGGGAACGCGGAAAGCACGGACUUUGAAUUCAAAGUCGAGACUCUGAAGAACUCAUCCAUUUCAAAUUCAUCCAGUAGGAGGGAAAGUGCCAUUUCAAAAAAAUCGUUCCGGAGCGGCAAAAGCCCCGGGAGAACCUCCAGUUUCUUUACCCGUCGCUUAAGUGCCAAAUCUCCUUCGACGCGAAGCCGUCAAUCGCUUUCAAGCAUUUCUGGAAAACCUCCCAGUGCCAACCCCAGUUCUGUGUCGUUAGGGAUGGAACAAAACAACAACCUACAACAGCAACAACAACAGCAGCAACAACAACAACAGUCAUGCCACUCAAAUGAAAGCUCACGUUCAUCCAGGCGAUCCGGAGAAUUUCGGAGCAUGCGAAAUAGCCGAAGUAUGGAAGAACAUCCGGAUGACGGACAUAGCAAUUGUAGCCAUGAGAAUGGCGACGACCAAGAGACCGGGUCGGUGGUAUCUGAUGACGGAGGCAAAGGUGGCAGCUUAGGGGGCCGAGUGAAAAAGACCACGAGUAAAGUGUGCAACGUUUUAUAGCAAUUAAAGAAGUAGUGAAUUCUUAGUGACCGUGCAAGAAUUCUCUACAGAUCCAUAUCUUUCGCCAGAUUCGGCCAAAGGGGGUUCCGAUUUGGUUGGAGACACGAAUCCAACCAUUUGAAUGACUGGCUUGUAGUGUCUUACUUUCACCUCGCUCAUGCCAUGAUGACGACCUCAUUUUUCUUGACCUCAACCCUCAAGUAAUUUCCCCCGUUUCAACCCAUUCUCCCCGCUCUAUGUACGAAUAGAUUUCACCGCAUGUGGCACACGUCAGUCGAACUCUAAUAUGUUCAGUGCUUUUGGAUUUUAUUCGCACAUAUAGAUAUAUCUAUAUUCUUCAGAGAAAAUAUACAGUACUUUGCUGAGAA
Tigriopus californicus is the source of this 4149-nucleotide messenger RNA. Its product is annotated as cGMP-specific 3',5'-cyclic phosphodiesterase-like. Gene Ontology annotation, molecular function: 3',5'-cyclic-nucleotide phosphodiesterase activity; protein binding. Bases 404 to 3781 code for a protein of 1125 amino acids. Gene Ontology annotation, biological process: signal transduction. Lineage: Eukaryota; Metazoa; Arthropoda; Copepoda; Harpacticoida; Harpacticidae. The record is from RefSeq and is a predicted model, not a curated record. The transcript has 18 exons.